Molecule: messenger RNA, 1008 nt
Organism: Vespa mandarinia (Asian giant hornet)
Lineage: Eukaryota; Metazoa; Arthropoda; Insecta; Hymenoptera; Vespidae
Product: nuclear protein 1
Biological process (GO): negative regulation of cell cycle; regulation of transcription by RNA polymerase II; negative regulation of cell population proliferation
Cellular component (GO): nucleus
Source: RefSeq, a predicted model, not a curated record
UCUCUCUCUCUCUCUCUCUCUCUCUCUCCUUGGAGUCUCCGCUAUUACGCACUUUUCAAAGUCCUCUUUUGUGUGAUACAACAAAAGCAGAAACUAUGUCCGAUAAUUACUACGUCGACGAAUACGAGCACUUCAACUACGAUUACGACAAGCACAUUUUCACCGGUCACGGUGGCAAACAACGAUCAAAACGCGAAGCCGACGCUCAUACCAAUCAUUUCGAUCCGAGCGGCCAUUCCAGAAAGAUCUUAACGAAGCUCAUGAAUUCCGAACAUAACAAAAGGCAACAAGGAAAGACCAAAGCGUAAAUAGAUUCUGGUGUCUCUUUAACAUUGACGGCCGCACUUCCGUGGAAGUAUAAUCUCAUCUCAACUUCCAUCCGGAUAUACGGACUCUCAGCUAUAAAUAAAAACGUUGUCGACAAAUGCAUUUAUUCAUCGAUCAUGACUUCUCAUUCGCAAUAAAAUUAUUAAUAAGAUAGUGAUAUCGGAAUAGAUUUUCGAUUGAUAGUUUAUGACAUAAGUUUCUUUUUUCUUUCCUCUUAUUCGGGCUACUUCUAGGGAAGAUAUAUUAUUACUAGAUGAUGAAGUUUCUAUGGUAUAUCAAGAUCGUUGACCAUAUUCACGCUCGGAGUAGCGUAAACGAUCGACAUCGUUUGCGUACGUACCAUUGAUUCGUUCGUAAAAAAAAAGAAAAAAAAAAGAAAAAAAAAAGAAAAAGAAAAAAAAAACGAAAAGAUACGAAAUAGUUGCGAUUUGAAACUUUGCUGGUGCUCUCUCUUUUGUAGAGCAGCGGGUUCUCGUUUGAACAUUAAACGAAACAACAUGAGCUUUAUUUUCUUAGCUCGUCGUUACUUCUCGUCAAAUCAUUACUCACAACGUAGUAUAUCAAUAAGUUUUAUUUUUUUCCCUUAUAUUAUGAAAAAUCUUUGAUACUUAAGUGUGUUAUAUUACGUUAAGAUCAGUGUAACAAUUGAUAUAAAACAAAAUAAAAACUAAUAAAAUGGAA